Macrosiphum euphorbiae (potato aphid) is the source of this 3603-nucleotide messenger RNA. Lineage: Eukaryota; Metazoa; Arthropoda; Insecta; Hemiptera; Aphididae. The record is from the annotation of a GenBank genome assembly.
AUGGAUAUUGAUAAUCCAUACAUGGAUACCAUCUACAGACAAGUAGUUACUGAACAAUUUCAAUCAAAUGAAUGGAGGGAAAUUUUGAUAAAUCCCGAAGGUGCUUCAACUACAUUGCGUGAUGAAAGUACACUACCUCGAUCAGGUGGACACUGUUUCAAAGAUAUUCCUAACCGUUUUAUAUUUUGGCGUGUUUUGUAUGAUAAACUUGAAUUAGUUGAACAUAGCUUAGAUAUGAAUCUAACAGAAAACCAGGUACGUAUACAUUUUCGUGAUUCACCUGUAUUGGAAAGUGGAAUCUCUGUAUACGAGACAUCAGAAUCUGUUGUUUUAUUAGUGCCAACAGCAUGUAGUUGUCAUCGAUUGACAUUUCCAAGACCAAAUCAUCUGGAAAAUGAUAAUGAAAAUGAUAAUGUAUUAUUGGAUUCUUCGAUUUUUUCAAAUUUUAAUAUACCAUCUAUUGAUGAUCCAGCAACAUUUUAUUCUUAUAACGCAGAACUUAGUCAUCCAUAUUCAGCUGCUUCUUGUUUAGAUCAAAAACAUGAUGCUAUAUUUAUAAUAGCUCUACAAAACAAUGUCAUGCUUUAUAUACGUAUGGAGUAUAUUUCUGGACUACCCACAUUAAAAGAAAUUUGUCAAGAAUCUGUUGUACCUCGAAUGCUUUCAAAUAUAACCAAAGUUUUUUCUACACAUAUUGAGAACCCAGUUAUUAACAGUUUAGCUGUACACCCAUUUCAACAAGAUAUAUAUGUAUACUCUCUUGAUGAUACAUGUGAAUUAAAAGUUUGGUCAAUUGAUAAAUCUGUUUAUAUUAAUAUAACGGAUAUGAAAAAAAUAUAUGCUACUUCAACAGAGAACGGUUCAAGACCCCAUAUUAUUCACAAAUGUUUCGAUGAUCAACUUUUACUUACUAUUUACCUUAGUUUAUCAGAAAGUUCAACAUUUGUGGUUUUUGAACCAUGUAUUGACCAUGGUAUGUUUAAACUUCAGCAAAAGUUUUAUGUACGUUCACCCGUUAAAAGUAGACUAGUUGAUAUGUCAUUGUAUGGUAAUGAAAUUUGGUGCAUAUGGAAAACUGGAAAAGACACUGCUUGUGUUAAAUCUGUGAAUAUCAGGAAUGGCGAAUGGAAAAACUGCUCUUUGGAUACUACUGCUUUUGAACAACCUACUCAAUAUUUGUCUAACUCAAAACAAACUUAUUUAGAUAAAAUAUUUUCAUCUUCAACUUAUUUUACAGAUGAUGAUUUGAAAAAUGCUAUUGCUGUUUAUGAUACAUCUGAUGGGAUUGAGUUUGUGACUGAUUACCGUACCAAGAUAAGUAAUGCAAUUGAUACAAAAGUUGCUCAGGAAAUGGAUAAAUAUGACUCUUCCGAUAUUGAGUCACAAAUGCAACUUAUUGAACAGUACAGUGCUAGUUUUUAUAAAAGUUGCUUAGAUUAUCGUCGUAAAAGAUUAGCUCCUCUUGGACUUAUUUGGUUGGGCUCGCCAUCGUUUUUACUUGUUGUUGUAACAAAUUCAAGUUUUUGCUUUUUACGGCCAUCAGAUAAAGUGGAAAAUAAGAUACUUUCAUUUAAAAAUCCUAAUAAUGAAAAUAAAUUAAAUAACUUACUAAAUGUGUUGAUGUUAGAACCAACAAAUAAAUUUAAUUUGUUUUCAGGUAUAAAGAUGUCCCAAAAUAGCUUUUUGGAAUUGGUUAGAAAGUCUUAUAUGUUUAACAGUAAUGAUCCAAUAAUAUCAUUAUUCUUAAAUGGAUGUAAUUUUCUUGAUACUGCUCGUAUAUUAAUUAAUAUGCUGCAUGCUAAUCCAGAUACAAAUGAAGAUAUGCAAGAUACACAACAUUCAAGGCAUUUCAGAAGUAGAUUAGGCACCAGUGUUGUUUCUCACAGCUUCCAUCAAGUAGUGGUGACACGUUUUGACCUAUGUUGUAGAUUAUUUACAUUUAUGGAGUUGAGUUUUAAGAGCUAUGGACAAACUAAAGAGUAUGUUGUUGAUGCUAGUAACCUUGCUUAUAGCUAUUGGAUCCAGGCUUUAUUUUCACAUGAUAUAAAGUUAUGUGAAAAAAUGAUCUCUUCUAACGCAUUGUUAGCUAAGGAAUCAUUUAUGGAUUAUAUUGAUGGGUUGUUAAAUUACACUUGGCCACUUAUUGACGCUUCUAUUCUUGUAGAAUUUUUAUUACAAGAGAGACAAUACAGUUUCAUACAACAAAUGGCGCAAUUAUUAGAUUAUAAUAAAUGGGAAGAAACAUUAAUUAUUUCAUAUAUGUUAAAUAAUGAUCCAGAUAAAGCACUUAAGAUACUUAAAAGUGAUAUUAAAAAAAAUACAGACAAUUUUCUUAAAGCUAUCACUGUUUUUGAAAAAUAUAAUUACUAUGAGCAUGCAGUUAAACUUGGAAAUUAUGUAUUAAGAAUAAGUAAAUAUGCUGUUGAUAAAAACAUGAUAUCAAUGUUACAUUCUAACAUUUUUCUUAAUAAUUUAAAAUUGAAAGAAUACAAAAGUGCAUACAAUAAUAUUUUAUGUUUAGAGGAUCAAGAUCGAAAAUUGAAUUGUUUGCAUACUUUUGUCUUAACAUUAUUAGAAAAUGAUGAAAAAGAAAAACUCUUGAGUUUUAAUUUUUAUGGUUUACAGAGCUCAGUUGAAGACAUAGUACUAAAAAAAGCACGAUCUUUGUCAAAUGUAGAUGCGAAUCCUUUUUACAUGUUUUUAUGUUCAAUUCAUGAUAAAUAUUCAAAGUACAAAAAACUAUCCAUGACAUUUUAUGAAUUAUAUUUACGAGCUGACACAUGUUUAGCCCAAGAACAGUAUUUAAGACUAUCACUCUUAUACUUAGAACUUUUAAGUCCUAAUGACGCUUGGUUUGUAACAGUUUCAUUACCUUUUCUCUCAGAGACUGAUGAUGUGCACAGUGGAUUAAUAGAAAUUGACCAUCUUAAAAAAUUAUGUUGGUUAGCUCGAGCUCGUCAGGAAAUUGAAGAAUCUACAACCAAUAUGGAUGUACAAAGCGUGACAUCUGUUUUGUUAAUGAAACAUAAGUAUAAAAAUGUGAUGCGUUUGUCUAAAAUGUGGAAUUUAUCACUUUAUCAGCCAUUAAGAGAGUUAGUAAAAACAUGUUUGUCUCUCACAGAUUCAGAAGAAUGUGACAAAGCGUGGAUUUGGUUAGCAGACAAUGAAGUCAGUGUUGAUGGCAUUGAUAGUAAGAAAAUAGCUUGGCAUUUUUUGGAGACCUUGGUAGUUCAGUAUGAAGAAAAGGGAAAAACAUUGAUACAUUAUCAUGUAGCUGAUGAACUACUUAGGCAUAAAUCAUUUUUACCUAGUUGGAUUAUCAAAACAUUCAAAGAAAGAAAUGUUGGUGAACUGUUACAAUUAUACUUAAGUUAUGGAGAAUUGAUUAACUGUGCAGAUUUAAUAUUAGAACUUUUUGAACAAGAAAUGAGUAGUGGUGAUACUGUACGAAUAUUUGGUAACACGAUACCUGUAGAUAUCAUAGAAUGUGUAAUUGUAAAUUUAAAACAUAAUAAAUUACAGGUUGGUGAUGAGGUUCUUAAUAAAUAUAAAAUAUUUUAUAAUACAAUUGUAGCACAAGAAAAUGCAAAGACUAUAAAAUAA